Molecule: messenger RNA, 2127 nt
Organism: Acanthosepion pharaonis
Lineage: Eukaryota; Metazoa; Mollusca; Cephalopoda; Sepiida; Sepiidae
Source: the annotation of a GenBank genome assembly
AUGGAAGUCUUCUCUGAUGAGGAUGCUAUCAACCAGCGUUCUUAUGUCGGUGAAAUGAACGCCUCGAGUGGUAAGUGUCAACAGUUUUUUACCAUUUCUUUCUUCUUUUAUUUUUCCGUUUCGUUACCAUUUCUUUAUUCUUUGACUUUUCAGAUCCUUACCAUUUAUUUUUUUUUUAAUUUUCCAUUUCUUUACCUUUCCUUCCUUCUAUUAUUUUUCAGUUCUUUACCAUUUCUUUCUUUUCUUUUUCAGUUCUUUACCAUUUCUUUCUUUUCUUUUUCAGUUCUUUGCCAUUUCUCUAUUUUUAUUUUCAGACGCAUUACCCCUUCUUUUAUUUUUCGGUUCUUUGCGAUAUCUUUCUUCUCUUUAUUUUUCAGUUCUUUACCAUUCUCUCUUCUUUUAUUUUUCAGUUCUUUACCAUUCUUUCUUCUUUUAUUUUUCAGUUCUUUACCAUUCUUUCUUCUUUUAUUUUUCAGUUCUUUACCAUUCUCUCUUGUUCAUUUUUCAGUUUUUUUAUCAUUUUUUUUCUCCUAUUAUUUUUGGGUUCUUCACUAUUUCUUUCAUCUUUUAUUUUUCAAUUCUUUACAAUUUCUUUCUUUUAUUUUUCGUUUUUUAUCAUUUCUUCUUCUAUUACCUUUUUCUUUACUAUUUAUUUCUUGUGUUUUCCGCUUCUUUCAUCUUUUAUUUUCCGGUUAUUCACUAUUUCUAUCAUCUAUUUUCCGUUUCUUUACCAUUUCUUUAUUCUUUGACUUUUCACAUCUUUACCAUUUCUUCUUUUAUUUUCCCUUUCAUAAAUAUUUCUCUCAUGUUUCAACUUUUAGAACUUUUCCAUUUCUUUAUUUUGUUUUUAAGUUCUUUACAAUUUCCGAUUCUUUUCCAUUUCUCUCUUCUUUUAUUUUCCGCUACAUUACCAUUUAUUUAACCUUUUAUUUUUCAGUUCUUUACCAAUUCUUUUUUUUUUUCUUUACAUUUUCUUUACCAUUUCUUUCAUCUUUUAUUUUUCGGUUCUUUACCAUUUCUUUCUUUCUUUUAUUUCCCGGUUUUUACCAUUUUUUCUUCUUUUAUUUUUCGGCUCUUUACCAUUUUUUUCUUCGUUUAUAUUUUUACCAUUUCUUUCUUCUUUUAUUUUCGGUUUUUUAUCUUUUCUUUCUUUUAUUUUUCAGUUCCGUAUCAUUCCUGCCUUCUAUUAUUCUUCACUUCUUUGUCGUUUCUUUCAUAACUUUGCCAUUUCUUUCUUUUAUUUUUCACUUCUUUACAAUUUCUUUCUUUGAAUUUUUAUUUUUUAACAUUUAUUUCUUUUAUUUCCCGGUUUUUACCAUUGUUUUAUUUUUUGGUUCAUUGCCAAUUUACUUUAUUUUUCAUUUGUUUCUUCUUUACCAUUUCUCUCUCCUUCUAUUUUCUGGUACUUUACCAUUUCUCUCAUUUUUUUUGUCGUUUCUUUACCAUUUCUUUAUUCUUUUGCUUUUCCGUUCUUUACCAUUUUUUUCUUUGAUUUUUCGGUUCUUUACCGUUUCUCUCAUGUUUAUUUUUCGUCACAUUACCCCUUCUUUUACUUUUUGGUUCUUUGCCACAUCUUUCUUCUUUUUGCUUUUCAGUUCUUUACAAUUUCUAUCAUCUUUUAUUUGCCGUUUCUUUGCCAUUUCUUUAUUCUUUAACUUUUCAGUUCUUUACCAUUUUUUUCAUUUAUUUGCCGUUUCUUUACCAUUUCUUUCUCAUUUUAUUUUCCGGUUCUUUACCAUUUCUUUCAUCUUUUAUUUUCCGGUUCUUUACCAUUUCUUUCAUCUUUUAUUUUCCGGUUUUUUACCAUUUCUUUCAUCUUUUAUUUUCCGGUUCUUUACCAUUUCUUUCAUCUUUUAUUUUCCGGUUCUUUACCAUUUCUUUCAUCUUUUAUUUUCUGUUUUUUUACCAUUUCUUUCAUCUUUUCAUUUUCCGGUACAUUACCAUUUUUUCCUUGUUUUAUUUUUCGGUUCUUUACCUUUUCUUUCUUUUAUUUUUCUGUUCUUUCUUUAUAUUUUGUUCGCCAGUUUUUUUUACAAUUAUUUUGUUUUUCUUAUCUUUGUUUCCACUCUUUAUAUUCUCGUCUAUUUCUUUCAAGAGUUGUUCUAUCUUUUCUUUUUGUCCCAAUAG